AUGGCUGACAAAUCCAAGUUCUUGGUUUUGAAUCCACUGCCUGUCAAUCUUGACAAGGUCUUGGCCAAGGCUAAUGUUCAGAACUCGAAAAACGGCCCAUUUGAGGCCAUUCUUCUCCUUGGUGAUGUCCUUCCUAGUCUGGCAUCUUCAAUUCCAGCAACAGAUUUAAAUGCCCCUGCUUAUUUCACUGAGGGUAAAAAUGGAUUUCACGAGUCUGUUAUUGAAGAGAAUGAGCAAAAUGGUUCUUCAGAUUUAAUUGACAUCAAAGCGAACUUUACAAUGCUGAAACUGUUAGUGAAAAUCUUCAAAUUACAAUCGGGCGUAGUAGUGAUGAUGAUUGCUGGAAGAGCUGAAUUGGAUGACCAUAAAUCCGAAGCUCUCCUAUUGGUUAGAGAGAACAGAUCGAAGAUAGAUAUACUAGUAACAUACAAUUGGCCAAAAGCUAUUGCAGCCGAAGAGAAACUACUUCUCGUAGGAGACUCGUUUAUCGAUGAAGUUGUCAAAGAAACAAAACCAAGAUACCAUUUUGCUGUGGGAAACGAACGCGGCAAGUUCUUUGAAUACAAGCCUUUCAAGUGGGAAUCUGGUGAAUUUACGCGUUUCAUCAGUUUGGGAGAAGAAGGUUCAGGAGAAAAAUGGUUCUAUGCAUUUGGAUUGGGUCUUCAACCGCAGAAUGUUGGGACACAGGUUGGCCCAAAUCCUUUCACGACGGUACAUGUACCGUUUGUGUCAAAAAAGAGACCUGCUGAGGAUGAAACGGACAUUAAAGAAAUUACCCAAUCUAAUAUCGUCCCCAAGAAGGCUAAGAAAGUCACUUCUGAUCAAUGUUUCUUUUGUCUCUCAAACCCAAACACAGAGACUCAUAUGAUCAUAUCAAUUGCAUCUCAUACCUACAUGACCAUUGCUAAGGGACCAUUAACACGGCCAAAUAAACAUUUGCGCUUCCCUGGCCAUGCUAUCAUCUUACCCAUUGAACAUAUUGCAUCCAUACGAGAGAAAACAUCCAAUGUAAUUGAAUCGCCAAUUUAUAAAGAGAUAUUACAGUACCAAAACUCACUUGUUAAGGCAUUUUUGAAGAGCAACCCUUUCUACCGUCUUGUUUUCUUUGAAAUUAAUAGAUUGGAAAACGUCCAUGCCAGUGUACAAGUUGUGCCAAUUCCCGAAUACUUUCUAAAUAAAUUUUCUCAGACUCUAGAGAACAAAGCACAUUCCAACAACGAACGCUACGAAAGAAACCAUAAACUCGAGUUUAAAAGUUACAAAGAUGAAAAGGAUCCUGGCUUAAUACAAACAAUUAACGAAUACGAUUAUAUUAUGUUCACUGUUUAUCUGGAUGAAAAUGAUAAAAUGUACUUUGUUGCACGUUUGACGGAUUCUUCCAAAUCAGUAGAUUUGCAAUUCCCCAGACGAGUGUUGGCACAUCUCUUGAACUUGCCGAAAAGGGUGUACUGGGAUAAAUGUCAACAGCCAAUGCUACAAGAAUCGAAGGAUUGUGAAGAAUUCAAAAAGUUCUACCAUGAUUUCGAUUUUACACUUUGA
This is a messenger RNA of Scheffersomyces stipitis CBS 6054, 1539 nucleotides long. RefSeq lists its product as uncharacterized. Gene Ontology annotation, molecular function: RNA lariat debranching enzyme activator activity. Gene Ontology annotation, cellular component: post-mRNA release spliceosomal complex. Lineage: Eukaryota; Fungi; Ascomycota; Pichiomycetes; Serinales; Debaryomycetaceae. The transcript has a single exon. Bases 1 to 1539 code for a protein of 512 amino acids. Gene Ontology annotation, biological process: mRNA splicing, via spliceosome. The record is from RefSeq and is a predicted model, not a curated record.